AUGUUUACAAGGAAAUUUAUUUGUGAGUGCUCAUGGAGUGGGGGCAGCAGAGGUGAAGAUUUGAAAAUUCCUUUAAAAGGUUAUAAACAUGUCUUGUCUUUUUUCUGGAAUAUGGUGCACUAUUGGGAUCAGGAAUAUUCUUUAAAAGAUAAUGAAUUAUUUUUCAAAACGAUUUUGAAAAAUGCCAAAAAAAGAAAAAUUGCAAAACUUGAAAGAGCUUCAACAUCAAGGCAACGUUCGAAACCCAAAAAUAAUUUGAAACGUAUGAAGUUUUCAGAAGAAAAUGAGACAAAUGUAACUUCUGAUAACGGUGAAAGUGAGAAUGAGAUAAACGAAGAAGAAAACACGAUAAAUAAGAAGAAAAGAAAUGAUUCAGUAGAAGAACACACAAAGGAAAAUAAAGAAGGCGAUGUUAUAAAAAAUAUCUCAAAAGACAUCGCCAAAUAUAAUAGUAACGUUAUAAUUGGAAAGGAGACAAGUGUCUGA
Parnassius apollo (apollo) is the source of this 486-nucleotide messenger RNA. The record is from the annotation of a GenBank genome assembly. Lineage: Eukaryota; Metazoa; Arthropoda; Insecta; Lepidoptera; Papilionidae.